This is a messenger RNA of Adineta ricciae, 2460 nucleotides long. NCBI's taxonomy places the organism in Eukaryota, Metazoa, Rotifera, Eurotatoria, Adinetida, Adinetidae. The record is from the annotation of a GenBank genome assembly.
AUGACAUUCAACAUUCGUGUUGACAUUCUCGAGCAUGAUCCUGAGAAUAACUUUACAAAACGAAUCCAUCGUUUAACUCAAACCAUCGGAAAAUGGCAACCAACCAUUCUCUGUGUACAAGAACCAUUAACUAAUCAAUUCCAACAUUGGCUAUCUUAUCUACCGAGUUAUUAUCGAUCGAUUGGAUCUCCUAAUUCAUCGUCAGACUUCGAUUUUCAAGUAGCAAUCUUAUAUAAUAGUCAAAUUCUAAAACUAUUGGAUCAAGAUUAUCUUUGGUUAUCCAAAACACCUCGAACAGUUGGAAGUAAAGAUUGGAAUAGUCAUGCUGUUCGGACGUUAAACGUUGCACGAUUUCAUCUGAUUUCCGAUGAAUCGAUCAACUUACUUGUGUUUAAUACACAUUUAGAUGCCAAAAGCGAACAAGCUCGACAAGAACAAGCCAAGAUUAUUCGUUCAACGAUCAAUGAAUGGCAAAGAAAAUAUCCAACUGAUGUUGUUCUACUACUCGGAGAUUUCAAUUCUAUUCCACAACAAACAACGUACAAUAUCUUGACCUCAUCGGAGUUUCUCUACGAUACUUGGACGGUUUGCAAAACUCAUUCCUUCACUUGUACAUCCAAUACAUUCUCAUCAACAUUCCAUGGCUGGUUGGGUUCAAUAAUCAAUACCUAUGGUCUACAAUUAUUACAAACACUUGGGUACACAUAUCAUAGUCUAGGUGUUAUUCUACCACAUGGAUUUCCAAGAAAUAUUUCAUCGUUUAUUGAUGUUUUGAAAAAGCUUAUAAGAUAUUCUCGUCAGAUCAAUCUGUCAACAAUGAUUGACACGUGGUCUUCGCAUCGGUUUCAUGUCGAUUGGAUUUUAUAUCAAAAUUCUUUCGAUCGAACGCAGCGCCUACAACCGAAACUUAUCUCGAAUCGAAUAUGGGGUAGUUUUAGUCCACCUUCUUGCACAGAAGCAAAUGUUGCUGCUCAAACACCCAUUCCAGUGUACGAAGCCAUGAUCUGCUUAAAAAACUGUACAAGUUCCACUUAUCCCAGUGGUGGACUCUCGACAGCUAUGACAACAACAGAUUGUCAAACAAAUGUGAUUAUUCAAUCAUGGGCUGGUGAACGAUAUGACACACUGAACUUACCCUUGACGACAUCCAUUAUGAUUGGCUACCAAUCGAGUGCAUGGAUGACGGGUCUUUAUAUUCGUGCUGCAUCCGGUGCUUGGUCAAUUGUCAAUCGACUUAACUUAGGCUUGAGACCUGAUGGUUAUAUCAACACUAGUCCUGUCACAAACACAUUACCUGUUGUAUUCUAUCAAAGAGGGGUGGCUGUUGCUCAUGUCGUGCAAAUGGCUGAUAAUGAUGCCACCGAUAUACUACAAUGUCGAUGGUCUGAUUCGAAUUCUGGAACCAAUUACAAUCGUAUUGAUGAGUGUGGAUGUAUUUGCAGCGGACUACCCGCUGGAACUGUGUUGACUGCCUCCAAUUGCACAUUGUCAUUCACUCUACCAACUGCCAAUAUUUAUUAUGCUUGUGCUCUGCAAAUCGAAGAUUAUUAUAACACUGCUGCUACAAGUCCAAUGAGUUCUGUUCCUAUCCAGUUCUUAUUCUAUGUAUAUGUAACUUCUGGUAGUGCGUGUGCGCAACGUCCUCAGAUCAUCGGAGCUCGUCCGAACAGAGCUUGUAUUGGAGUGCCAUAUGGUGUUCAACUCAAUGAAACUGUCAUUGUUCAGACCUUUUGUCCGGGUCAAACCAUCGUCGAUUUUGUCACCAGUUCACCAUAUGGAAUGACUCAUAGUGCUAUCAGUAAUCCAAGCGCUAACACUUGGGUCAUGACAUUGACAUGGACACCCGUAGUAGGACAAUCUGGUCCACAAGGCUUUUGUGCUGGUGCUCUCGACAAUAGCAGUCUCCAGUCAGACUCGUGGUGUAUCACAUACUUAGUUGAUUAUACAUCACCAGAUCUCAUUCGUCCUAAACUUGUGCAAGGAUCAGCAAGUCCAGUCGGUACUGUCUUUCAGAAUCAGUCCAUGUUUCUCAUACAAGCAACAAGUUUGGUUGGUCGUCCAACUCGUAAUUCAACUAUCAUUCGUUUCAAAGAUGCUGAUACAAAUGCUACUGUUUUAUGGUAUGAUGCUGGCUAUGCACCUAAUAUCAUCUAUACAGGAUAUACUAUUGUCAUUAUUACAAAUUACACAUGGUCACCUGGCAAGUUCUAUUAUAUCACAAUGGACAGUGGUUUUGCUAGUGGAAGUGAAUUUUAUCAUGCUGAAUCGACACCAAUUACUGAUCCUUCAUUUUGGCGAUUCAACAUCUGGAAUCCAGCGGUAUCGAGUACAACCACAACGACUACCACACCCUUCACAACUGCAACAAUGACAACAAAACCAACAUCGACAACAAGUAUCAAUACUCUCGUAAGUUCAGUCAUCUUCUAUUCACACUUAAAGUAUACUUCGAGUGAUUGA